CCGGGUCUCGCCGAAGCAGUCUCCGCUGGGCCGCGCUGCCGAGUGUUACUGUGAGUGUCAGAACUGUACGUGAGUGGGGGACGAACAUGGGGCCCCGCUAACUGCUCUCUGUACUCCAGUCGAAUUCGCCAACUAUGUCAAUGAUGUGGCGACUAGUGCUGCUGGCGGGGUGGGCUGCGGCACAGUCCAACUAUGCCGACCAGGCCAACAGUAUAGAGUUCCCCAACGAGGGGCUGCCGGACUCAACGGUGCUGGACGGCAAGGUGACCAAGCUGGAUGAUUUGGCACCUGUCAUCUUCCUCAACAGGACCAAGGCGGCUCUCAACUGUGCUGCGGGGUUCAUGCAGAUUGAGCUUAAAUUCGAUGAACCGUUCUAUGGGAUAGCAUAUGCAGACUUCGACCGUGCCAGUGCCUGCCAAGUAUCUGGUCGAGGGAACCUGACUGCUCGGCUGGACUUGCCCCUCAAGGGAUGCGGUACCAAACAGGAUCCACAACGGGUAUUCACUAACAAUAUUGUGGUGCGAUUUCAUCCUGCUUUGGAGAUGGAUGGUGAUGAAGUGAUCACUAUUGUCUGCCGUUACCCCCCGCCCGUGGCACCACCUCCAGCUGCUCUUCCGGAGGCUAUAUUAGAACCGUCUAGUCCAAUUCUGCCUCUGGCCCCUCCACUCAAGGGCUUCCAAAUUCUACUUAUCAUUUGCGGCAUUCUGUUUCUGUCCCUGGUUCUCCUUGGUCUGGGUUGUUCCUACUAUCUUCUCAAGCGCAGAAGAAUCCAAGUAGUCAGAAGACAUCCUUUCUCAACAGGAACUGGGUCAGAAAUCACCAAAUUGACUGGAUCUAGCUUAAGUAAUAUUUCAAUGUUUGAAGGGCUGAAGAUACCAAGAGCCCAUGCAGCACCAGCUUCAGGAAGCACCUCUGGUUCAGAUGCCGCUCUCAUCAGCGGUGGAGAUACUCUUCCUAGUGACUACCCCUCAGAGUCACCCAGUUCUGCCCAUUCAGAAGUUGAAGACAUUGACACAAGAAGUCUACACCGUUCAGUCAGUUCUCAUGGCUCAUACGACAACAAAGCUUUUAUCCAUCAAGAAGCUUCUAGUAUGUACUCUGAAGGCUAUGGACACCAUAGUGAAACAGAAAUUAUUACUGCGGCAUCUAUUGUUCAGAAGUCUCUGAAACCUCCUCCCCCAGAGCCUAAGUUUGAUGUACAAGUAAGAGUAAAGCGAGCACCACCACCUCCUCCAACUCCGACUCCCCCACCAUCAGAAUCUGAAGCCAGUAUGAGGAUGCAAGAAAGAAACCUGACUACAAUUUUGGAGCGAGAAGAAAUGAUCAGAUCUAUUCCAAAACCUAAUAUACAGACAUUCACAUAUGUACCAGAACUGCAUCCACCUCCUCCUCCAUUGAAAACAACACCUCCACCAAUCUAUUCCAAAGUGAUAAGAAAGCAACCUGCAAAGAUUGUUGAAGAAACCUGGACUCAAGAGGAUACUGUUGACAUGAUCAGAAGAAGACCUUCUUUGACUAGUCUCAACACAGAGAUGACUGAUACUCGAUCAAUGAGUGAAAUCGUUGAACAAACUCAUCAAAAGCGUGCUCCUCCUCCUCCUCCGAUUGCUCCUACCCAGAUGUAUACCAGUGAAAUGGAAAUGACAACCACUGAACUGCUUGAGCCUCCUGUUGUUGUAUCUCGAAGACCUGAAAUUACCUCUCACAUUGUUGAUGAUGUUUUCUUACGGACAAUUACAGAAAAACGAACUAUUGAGGACAUUGAAAGACAUAGAAGGCAGGUCACUGAAUAUCAUGCAAAACCUCAGCCACCACCACCUAAGUGGGAUGUCACAAUAAGAAACUAUCCAAACCCUGAUGCUCUACCAUCAGGAGAUGAGGGAACAACAGAUUGGGAAAGUUUCUCUGAGACCUCGUCAUUGUCUAGUUAUCCAACUCCACGGCCGGAACGCCACAUGACACAACAUUUUAGUGAAAUGGACAUUCAGCAGAAUUAUAAGAGUACAUUAGAAGUGCCCGCACCAGAUCCUUCUGUGAAAAAUUGGGAUGUAUUAAUAAGAGUCUUAGAGCCACCUCAAGAAGAAGCAAUCCAAGAUCAUCAAGACACUUAUCGGGUCGAACAAACAUUGACUCUUGAUGACCGUAGAAAGUGGAGAGAAAUAAUAACUACAGAAUCGACUUUAAGAACGCUUUUGACUGAAGCAACAAUUAAAGAGGAUUAUGAGAGAAUCAGGAAAGAUCAGCGCUAUGAGAAACUGUUUGAGCCACAAAAGUGGGAUGUCAUAAUACGUGUUCUUGCACCCCCAGAGAAACCCCAGUAUGACCAGAAAGGAGCCCCAGGAAAUAACAGAUACCGCCGUAAGGCAGAUUGGGACACUCGUAGCAGACGCAGUUCUCUACCUACUCUCUAUGAGUAUGACUCAGAUGGAGGAUCAUCCGUCCGAACCCUAACAGCUGAUGUUCAUGGCCCACCUGGUGUGGACCCUAUCUUGAGAUCCAGGCGAACAUCCAGGUCCAGCAUGAGAUCAGAUGGCAUGGAUGUUCGCUCCAUGAGUGAGGUCACAGUUGAUUUUGCUCAACGAAACAUACCAGAUAACAUGAGUGAUGCUAGCUCCUACUAUCGACCUAGAAGUUACUACGAUGAUGACGACCUUCUGAGGCCUAGACAUGGCUUAGAGGAUGAAGACGGCGUUAGUUUAGUGCGAUCAGUGAGUCAACCCUCACUUGCGAGAUCUGCAUCGGAAUUCACCGAACACUGGGGUGUACGAGGGCGCCCAUGGGACCUCAGCAGUCCAGAGCACUCUCCUCGGUCCGCUAGAAGUCAGAGAGUGGGAGGUGCCACUGUCUCUUCCUACAGUGUCCGGCAGACCAGCUACCAGCAGAGCCAAGGCUGGUUUGGCGAUGCAGACAGCGAAGCAAGUUAUAAGUAACCUUGCUCUAACUCACAGACUAAUGGUUAAUGUUACUGAUGAAUAUUUUACAUUCUUAUAGGCACAAUCAGUCAUUUUGUGAUUACGUGCCGAAGUAAUUGAAGACUAACAAGUCAUGGCGACAGAAUAAUGCAACUAACUCAUGUGCCAAAAUUGUUGUAGAUCAUUAUUGUAUAUGAACAAUUUAAAGUAGUGCUACAUAGAUUAGUAAUUUUACUUUAUAUCUAUCUCUUUCUUUUCUUUUUUCGUUAAUUGAUAAUUUUCCAAAAAUAGAUUAUGGUUUUGUAUUUUAAUAACUUUUUAAUCACAUAUGUGGCAUUACAAAAUCAAUUCCAAGUUAAUUCGUAUAGUAUUAUCAUUAAAAUAACAACAUUUUGUGUUGUAUGUUUAAAACUGAUCUAAGAAAAGAACUAUAAGGAAUUUAAAUUCCAAGAGAAUAAAACUAUUGUUUAGGUUCAACUAAAUAUAUUAAAUUAUUAUUUUCCAAAAAUGUAUAGUAUGAAAGUGUUUUCAAUAUGAGUAUGCCAUGACAAGCAUAAUUUGUGAUACACAGUUUUGAACUGUUUCAGUUGAUGUUGAUGAUUAAUAAUAAUAAUAUAAUAUGUGUUCAAGUUGUAUUAAUAAUGCCCAAGUGUACUUUUAGAAGCUAGAUCUAAUGUUAUUACUAACAUCAUAAAUGGUUAGAAUAAAACAGAUUAAGUGCUCAUUUUUCAUUAUAUUCACUCAAAACGAGUGGGACUGGAAAAUGAGCAACUCUAUAUUAUUGUGUAGGUCUCAAUCCACGGGGUUACCAUUUUGAAUAGGAAAUUAUUGUUCGUAUUUAGUAGAAUGGGUAGGUUCUGUUCUAUCAUUUAAAUUAUUUUUCUUCCAUGCUGCUUGUAUUCAGUUUCUGUCUUAAUGAUAUUUUAUCUAAUGUGUUUUAAAUUAUUACCCCUAUCCACAGUUUCCAAGACGACCUCCUAACCUCUGUUUAAGAAAUGUUUAUCAUAAUACAUAGAGAAUAUAAAUAUUAUUUUUUUUAAGUUAAAUAUUAGUGGAGAACUGCAAUAAGUACUAUAGUUUUCAGUUUUUAUGUUUGUUGACAGAAAUGUUUGACUGUUUCUAAAUUGUAAAACUUAUUUGAACUCAUCUGAAACCUGUUACAAUGUUUUUUUGUAUCAUAGUUAAUAUUGAUAAAUCAAUUGUGAUACAACUGUUGAACAAUCAAUUUGAAAAAUUUUAUUUUCCAACUUACAUUGUUAAUUUACUUUACCACUGCAAAACUAAACUAGUAUAUUAUUUUAGUAAUUUUGUCUAACUAGGUUUAAGAGUAAGUGGGUUGGGAUUAGUCAGGUAAAAGCCUACAUUAACAGUUUACAGUAAUGUACAAUAUCGUACUUUUUGCAAUCAAACAUUGAUAAGUAAUUAAUAUAUUUGUAUAAUAAAUAACCUUUUUAAGUAAAA
Messenger RNA from Homalodisca vitripennis (glassy-winged sharpshooter), 4373 nucleotides. RefSeq lists its product as uncharacterized. The record is from RefSeq and is a predicted model, not a curated record. Bases 135 to 2930 code for a protein of 931 amino acids. NCBI's taxonomy places the organism in Eukaryota, Metazoa, Arthropoda, Insecta, Hemiptera, Cicadellidae. The transcript has 5 exons.